UGGAAAUUGAGGCCAAUCGUUGAAUACAUGGAACAUCGACCGUCCAUUUGGACUGUUCCCAACGAACAGGGCAACCACCAACUGCAUGGACGAGGGACCUUCAGUGGAGCAAUUCAUCGAGCACCUUCCUCCUCCGAUCCACCGACGCUCCCAUUCCAAGAGAUGGACGAGGGACCUUCAGUGGCGGCUCUGAAGGCGGUGACGCUGACCCAUGUUCGCUACCGGCGGGGCGACUCCUUGGGGCACUUCCUGGCAUGGGUCUCCCUCAUCCCGGUCUUCAUCAGCCUCGGCGGCUUCGUCUCCCACUUCAUCUUCCGCCGGGAACUGCAGGGCGUCUGUUUCGCCUUUGGCCUCAUUCUUUCCCAACUCCUCAACGAGCUCAUCAAGUCCUCCAUCCAGCAGUCGCGUCCCUCCGCGAUGUGCGCCAUCCUCGAGGUCUGCGACUCCCAUGGCUGGCCCUCCAGCCACUCCCAGUAUAUGUUCUUCUUUGCUUCCUACUUUACCCUCCUCUGCCUCCUCAAUGGCGCCGGCUUCUCCUCCCCUCGAUCCAGGCGUCUCCUCGGCCUCCUUCCCUGGCCGGCUGCCUUACUCACCCUCUACUCCCGUGUUUAUCUCGGCUAUCACACCAUCGCCCAGGUCAUUGCUGGAGCGACUCUUGGAUUGGCGCUUGGUGCCGGGUGGUUUUGGAUAGUGAACAAUAUGCUCGUGGAAUACUUUCCGGCAAUCGAAGAGAGCGUAGCUGGGAGGUUCCUUUACCUAAAGGACUCGUCGCACAUCCCGAACGUGCUACAGUUUGAAUACAACAAUGUCAGGGCUGCCAGGAAGAAAUUAGCUAAAGAUUGAAAACGAUUCUUCGGGGCCUAGCUCGGGGGGACAUAUUGGGAUACUCAAAUGUCAGCAGACCAGAACAAAGCCAUCUUAUGGUCUAUUGCGUCAGGUGGCUUAUUGUGUCAGACUUAUAAGUCAAACACAAAUGUUGACUUAUUUGCCACGAUAAUCCAAGACCAGUUUGUUUUGGUACUGAUAAUCUAUGUCCUUCAAUAAAUGUUUUUUUCCCAUAGUGUCAGAGCCAUAUUUUCCUAAUUUUAAAAGGAGCUUAUAUUGCCAACUUUUGUUAUAUAAAUAUAAGUGCAUCAAAGCUUUUUUUUUAAGAACUCUCUAUUCAAUUGCAAGAC
Molecule: messenger RNA, 1175 nt
Organism: Zingiber officinale
Lineage: Eukaryota; Viridiplantae; Streptophyta; Magnoliopsida; Zingiberales; Zingiberaceae
Product: lipid phosphate phosphatase gamma-like
Exons: 3
Coding region: 28-843 (271 amino acids)
Biological process (GO): protein N-linked glycosylation; lipid biosynthetic process
Cellular component (GO): endoplasmic reticulum membrane; intracellular membrane-bounded organelle
Molecular function (GO): dolichyldiphosphatase activity
Source: RefSeq, a predicted model, not a curated record